AUGGAGAAAAAUUCUGAAAAUACAUUAAAAGAUGGGCUACCUGAACUCAUGAUGUCCAUGAAAAAUCCUGAGGAUGGAUAUCCAUUGGUCAACAGUUCGAGGAUGCCAGAAGAAGCCCAAGAUCAAGGCCAAUUUCAGUCUAAUUUUCCCACAGACCAGGAAUUUGAGGAUAUGCUGAACUUUUUACCAAGCAGAUCUCUGAGAAAUGGCCUUAAAAAUGAGUUUUUAAAGAAAGCACAUGUAAAUGUUGAUCAGAGUGCUGCAGAAGGAAUGGAAAAUAAUUCAUCAUUGACUACUCUUUAUGAUAAUAAUAGGAGCAACUUCAGAUUGUCUAAUGGGUGUAACUUUGAAUCUGACAUGCCUUCAGAGAAGAGGGAGAAUUCAAAAAUAAGGAAUCGUAGGAAACCCCAGCACAGUAUGUCCAAAACAGAACUCUACGAUGACAGUUUUAAAGAUGAUUUAGAGAAAAUGUUGAAUGAAGAAGUAGCAGAGCUUGAGAAGGACAAAAUGAAUCAUAGCAAUAAUUCUGAAGAGGAAGAUACAAGUGUCCAUGUUGGGAGAUACAUGCAGAGAAUAAAACCCGAUUAUUUUCAGGUUUCUCAGAGCACCAAUAUUGUGAAUGAAAUUAUGAACACUGAUCAUACUGAUGAAGAAUCGAUUCAGAAAUCUGGGUAUCAGUGUAAAUACUGCCAUCUUCUGUUGUAUGAUUUGGAAUUGUUCAUGAACCAUGUGAUGACUCAUCAAACUGAAUAUGAAAAUCUUGAUGAUGGAAGAUCAUCAAAUCAGGUGGAUGAGACCCUACAUCAUAUCAAAGUGAACCAAACAGAUUUUGACUCAGUUCAUAUUGGUGAUAUUUCUGAAAGAAAUAGCAAUUUGUUACCAAACCCAAAACAAGAGGACUCAGAAAACAUGGCUAGAGUGGAAGAAACAAAAUUGUCUGAAAUGAAAGAGUUUAAUAUUGGGAGCUUUGUGAAGAAUUUGAUUCUUAGUGAACAUACAAAAGGUAAAAGGGGAAGAAAAAGGAAAGACCAGUCAUCCUCCGAGGGUUUAUAUGGGUCUCCUGUUAAGUGUCCAGUUUGUUUUAAAGCAUUCAAAACAAAAAACAAUUUAAAAACUCACAUGUGCAAAUUUCACAGUGACAGAAAAGACAAAAUUCAGGAAUUCUUUGGACAGGGGGAGAAAAUGAAAGAAAAAGCUGUUUGCUGUUUGUGCGGUAAAUGCUUUAUUUCGAAAUAUGCCCUUAUGAGACACAUGGACACUCGGCAUGCAAAUGAGGCCUAUGUAAAAUGCAGUGUGUGUGAUGAGGUUUUUGAAAAUGACAAAUUGCUCUCAGAGCAUGCAAAUAUACAUAAUCAAGACAGAAAUGAGAGAAGGGAAUUGACUUAUUCAUCUCCAGAACCAAAUGACUCCAGUGAAACCAAAAGAAAUCCAGAAAACUAUUUUCAAAACAAGCCUAAUGAAUAUCACAUGGACCAAAGCUGCAUAAUUUCUUCACCGGAAAUCCAAAACCAUGUAACUCCUCUCAACAAUCAUGCUCAAGAAAACCAGCAACAAGAAGAAAACCAUUCCCUGGGCACAAAUCAUGACCAUUCAGAUCAGAUAGAAUCAGCAAGAAAGUGCGAAAACAGUGAAGAAGAAAAACCAACUUCUCAUUACUUUCAAAGUGAUUCUGACAGAGCGAAUGAAGACAAUUUGAAACCCACAGGCAUUAACUGUAAUGUCUGCUGGCUGCCUUUUGAUUCUCUGGGGAAGUUUGCCCUUCACUGCAUGGCAUCGAGUGAGUGCUUGAAUUGUAAACAGUGUCCUGUGUGCCAAAAAGUCAUCAAUUCCAGUCUGAAAGAGCACCUCAAAUCUCACUCAGAUGACCGACCAUAUCAGUGUGAAAUCUGCCAGGCUAGCUUUAAGAGAAAUCACCAGAUGAAGCUUCACAAGCAAACAGUUCAUUCAGACCUCAGACUUUAUCAUUGUGAACUGUGUGACAAAUCCUUCAAGCGAAGGGACAAACUAACAUGCCACUACAGGACUCAUUCUGAUGAACACCCAUUCAUGUGCACAGAAUGUGGAAGUGUCUUCAAAUGGAAACACCACCUUAAACGACACAAAGACAAUGUCCAUGCAGAUAAAGCCACACAAUUGAAGGCUAGGAAGUUUCCUUGUGAUAUCUGUGGGAAUUGUUUUAAAUGGCGACACCACCUUAAGAGGCAUUUGAGGAACGUGCAUCACAUGACUGAUGAUUCUUGGGAUCCGGAUGAUAGCAAAACAUCCCUGGAUCUUAGUCGUGGUGAGAAUGAAAGCAUGGAUUUAACAAAUACAGUGAAUAAUUUUAAUAUGGAAUCAGAUGAUGAAAAUAUUGAUGAAUCAUAGUCAAGAUCAUAUAUGAAGUGAUAUGAAUUGGUUGAAAUAACCCUCUGCUGGCUAAAUUGAAUCUUUUUUCCUAAACUGCGAUAAUUUACUAACAGAUGUGGUUAAAAUAAAAUUCAAGCAAACUUAAUAUACCAAAUAAGGUGAAAUUGAGACAAAUUAUAAUAUAUAUUGUAGUUUAAGAUGAAACAUUUCUAGUGGAAACAGCAAUUUAUCCAUUUCAGAGUUAUCUCUUUUAGCACAGGGUCACAUUACCUGAAGCAUGAUAAGCAAGAAUGUUAUGUGGAAAGGAUAAUUACAGUCAAACUUCGUUAUCUCGAACUCGAUGGAAAAACUUUGAGGUAUCCGAGGAUUCGAGAUAUCCAGGGUAAAAUACUUAAAGAAUAAGGGCUUUGGUCUUCCAAAUCACUUCACAUGGUAUUCGAGAUAUCAGUGUUCGAGAUACCGAAGUUCAACUGUAUUUUGAAAGAGAUAAAAGUAAUACUGCUGGGAAAAGAAAAAAGGGACUAGAAGAUUUUCCUGAAAUU
Molecule: messenger RNA, 2888 nt
Organism: Saccostrea echinata
Lineage: Eukaryota; Metazoa; Mollusca; Bivalvia; Ostreida; Ostreidae
Product: zinc finger protein 60-like
Exons: 2
Coding region: 1-2364 (787 amino acids)
Source: RefSeq, a predicted model, not a curated record